AUGCAGGUUUCAAUUGAGUCAUUUUGUAUGGAUACCAAAAAAGUGAGUCAUAUUGUACAAGAGGAAACUUCCUUUGCCCUUCUUUCCCUCCCAAUAAAUUAUCAUCCCAACAAAUCAUGCAAAGGUGAAAGAUAAACAUAUUUUUAUUUCUGACCUUUCGUUUAAGCGAAAUGAGCACCAGUCCAGGGAUAUAUUUUGAUCUUGGCAAGAAGGCUAAAGAUGUUCUGCACAAGGACUAUUCAAAUCUAUCACCAAUUCACUUUCAUUACCAGUUUAUGGACUACAACGUCGACCUCUCUUGUCAAUUAAAUGAAAUUCUACCUGGAUUCAGGAGCCUUUUCAAAUGCACCAUACCUGAUUCAGGGAAGGUAGAACUACAACACUUGACUAACUACACUGGAAUUACUGGAUGCAUUGGACUCGAAGGAAACUUAGAAAGAGGAUAUGAUCCUGUUCUGAACUUAUCGGGUCUUGUGGGAACAAACAUCUUGUCACUUGGAGCCAAUGUUGCUUUAGACAUACCAACAAGAACAUUCAGUAAUCUGAAUGCUGGAUUAAGCCUCAACACUCCCUUCCUUGUUGCUUCCUUGACCACGCAUGACAGUUUCGACAUUCUGAAAGCCUCCUGUUAUCAUGAAGUGAACCCCCUAAGCAAAACCGCCAUUGCAGCAGAGCUGAAGCAUAGCUUGUCAAUGGGGGAGACUAGUGCCACCAUUGGUGCUCAGCAUGCAGUUCUUCCGGAAACAUUAGUAAAGGCUCGAUUUGACACCUUUGGCAAGGCAGGUGCUGUUAUUCAACAAGGGUUCUGGGAGAGGUUUUAUGUGUCUAUGGCUGGAGAAGUGGAUUUUAAGACCACAGAUAAUAAUUUACAUCCCAAGGUUGGAGUAUCUGUGGCUUUAAAACCCUAGUCAGUGCCACUGAGAUAAACUUUCAUAUCCAAUUCAGAGGUUGUUGGUUGUAAGGAGACUUCUAAAUGAUGGCACAAAACGGAUGAAACUCAUCGAUUUUCGCCAUCCAUUUUCUUCAAUAUUCAACAACAGUAUGAGUACCAAUGUGCCAUGUCUAGUUCUACUACUCAUACACAAUUUUUAUAAAUAAAAUUAUUAUAGUACUAGUGAUA
Vigna angularis (adzuki bean) is the source of this 1120-nucleotide messenger RNA. Its product is annotated as mitochondrial outer membrane protein porin 1. The coding region runs from base 171 to 908 and encodes 245 amino acids. Gene Ontology annotation, cellular component: mitochondrial outer membrane. The transcript has 5 exons. Gene Ontology annotation, molecular function: voltage-gated monoatomic anion channel activity. Lineage: Eukaryota; Viridiplantae; Streptophyta; Magnoliopsida; Fabales; Fabaceae. The record is from RefSeq and is a predicted model, not a curated record. Gene Ontology annotation, biological process: monoatomic anion transmembrane transport.